AUGUCUGCAGUUGCUCUUUGCAUGAUCUGUUGCAUAAGGGAGUCCCCUUUGUAUUUAAUACAGAACGAGCGUGAGGAGGAAGCUGUUAAAUCAAUACAGUUUUAUAGAGGUUUGAAGAAAAAUUCUAGUGAAAUAUCAAGAGAGGUUGAAAGUAUCAGAAGAAUUCUUAACUUUGAUAGUGGAUAUAAUGACUCAGAUGAAAAGCAGAGUUUAAAAAAAGAAGACGUCCCUUCAGAAAAAUUAUCGUUUAUUCAGAUAUUAAAAGCACGAGAUGUUAUUACAGCCAGAGAUGUCGUGGUCAUGGAGAACACAGAUGACAGCUCCGCGACAACCAUCACUAUUGAUGACAGCAGACCACCCAAAGAAGCAGAAGAGGAACACGACUCUGUUAGUGAGGAACAGGAUACCAGUGACAACCCGAUGGAUGAGACAUUCAUACCGAAUGAAUCUUCUAAUGACACUGAUGAUAGUUACUGUGAUACUUUAUCACCAGAUGACCUGGAUGUCCUCCCCACGCAAUGUGACACUAAUUUGCCUGAAAAACGUGUGAGACGCAAACCAGACUAUUAUAAUGUUGCAAGCAUGUGUGUGGAAAUAGCGGGUGAAGAGCUCACUAUUAGUGAUGUGUUAAAUAGUUCAGAAAAAGAACAAUGGCAGUAUAUAAGCAAGUUGGACGACCAGUUGGACGAUCAGUUGCACGAUCAGUUGGUCAACCAGUUGGACGAUCAGUUGGUCGAUCAGUUGGUCGAUCAGUUGGACGAUCAGUUGGUCGACCAGUUGGACGAUCAGUUGGUCGAUCAGUUGGUCGAUCAGUUGGUCGACCAGUUGGACGAUCAGUUGGACGAUCAGUUGGUCGACCAGUUGGACGAUCAGUUGGUCGAUCAGUUGGACGAUCAGUUGGACGAUCAGUUGGACGAUCAGUUGGUCGACCAGUUGGACGAUCAGUUGGACGACCAGUUGGACGAUCAGUUGGUCGAUCAGUUGGUCGACCAGUUGGACGAUCAGUUGGUCGACCAGUUGGACGAUCAGUUGGUCGAUCAGUUGGUCAACCAGUUGGACGAUCAGUUGGUCGACCAGUUGGACGAUUAG
This is a messenger RNA of Danaus chrysippus (African queen), 1089 nucleotides long. Lineage: Eukaryota; Metazoa; Arthropoda; Insecta; Lepidoptera; Nymphalidae. The record is from the annotation of a GenBank genome assembly.